This is a messenger RNA of Helianthus annuus (common sunflower), 1472 nucleotides long. RefSeq names its product glycerophosphodiester phosphodiesterase GDPD1, chloroplastic. Bases 228 to 1337 code for a protein of 369 amino acids. The record is from RefSeq and is a predicted model, not a curated record. Gene Ontology annotation, molecular function: phosphoric diester hydrolase activity. Gene Ontology annotation, biological process: glycerophospholipid catabolic process. Lineage: Eukaryota; Viridiplantae; Streptophyta; Magnoliopsida; Asterales; Asteraceae. The transcript has 7 exons.
CAAAGCAUAAACCCAUUUAUUAUCAUAAACGGAAAGCGGGAAGUUGGGGAAGAGGAGGAGAGGAAUAUUCCGUUGGAAGAUCCGAUCCCGGUGUAUUCCUCUCUUGCAAUGCUGAUUAAUAUUUCACCAUUGCUUAAAUACCAUUCCCAAACCCCCUUUCAAGUAUCCUGACAUCUUUAACUUCACAUCACCCACCUCAUUCAAUUCAUUAUCAUCUUCCAAUAAUAAUGGCCACCAAGGCUGUUCAUGUCUCCGACGUACCACAUCUCGAUCACGUGACGGAAAACACCGCAUCAUUCGCCGCAUACGCCACACGGCUUCCUACCGAGGUGGAUGUGAGUAAAUUUGGUGAUGAUUCGCCGAAGUUUGUGGUGAUUGGUCAUAGAGGUCACGGGAUGAAUAUGUUACACUCGGCGGAUCGGAGAAUGAAGGCUUUUAAGGAGAACUCUAUUCUUUCGUUUAACAACGCUGCCAAGCAUUCGGUUGAUUAUAUCGAGUUUGACGUUCAGGUUACAAAAGAUGAUGUAGCAAUUAUUUUUCACGAUAACUUCAUCCUCCAUCAAGAACAUGGAGCCAUAAUUGAAACGAGAGUAACCGAUUUGACACUCGACGAAUUCUUUAGCUAUGGGCCUCAAAGGGAAGCCGAUAAGGAGGGGAAAACAUUGGUUAGAAAAGUAAAUGGCAAAGUUGUUGGGUGGCAUGUUGAAUCGGAUGAUCAUUCGUGUACUUUACAAGAAGCAUUUGAGAAAGUAAACCCUAAACUCGGAUUCAACAUCGAGUUGAAGUUUGAUGAUGAUGUGGUUUAUGAAGAAGAUCAUCUUGUUCAUGUUCUUCAAGUCAUCUUAAAGGUGGUUUAUGAGCAUGCUGAAGAUAGACCUAUAAUAUUUUCAAGUUUUCAACCCGAUGCAGCUUUGAUUAUGAAGAAGCUUCAACAAAAAUAUCCCGUUUACUUUUUGACGAAUGGUGGAAAUGAGUUAUACGAUGAUGUACGAAGAAAUUCAUUGGAGGAAGCUAAAAAGGUGGCCGUCGGGGGUGGGCUGGAUGGAAUAGUUUCAGAAGUAAAGGGUAUUUUCAGAAAUCCAUCAGCCGCUAGAGAGAUCAAAGAGUCAAAUCUCUCGCUUCUCACAUAUGGCAAGUUGAAUAAUUUUCCAGAAACGGUGCAUGUUCAACACCUUAUGGGCAUAGAUGGAGUGAUCGUUGAUUUGGUAGAGGAAAUUACAAGAGCCGUUGAUGAAAUGAAUAUGAGAAAGGGUGUUGGUGAUGUAAAGGGUGAAAGUGGUUGUGGCAUUGAGUUGUCGUUUCUACUAAACUUGAUUUCUCAAGUGAUACAACAUUAACUAAUACUAAUGGUUUAUGUCGUUUAGAUUGGACCCGUUUUGUAAAUAGGGUCACCUCCAUUUGUAAUGCUGUCACAACUAUGUUUAUCAUUAUGAACAUGAUUAAUAACAUUACAAAAUAGGUAUUACCUCUAA